AUGGAGCAUCACGACCAGAAGAUCAAUCUCUACAACCGCCUCGUGAUAGCCUUUGUGGCCCUUGGCGGCACGGCAAGUCGACCUCGCUCUCUGAAGAUCUUCCCGCUGACCCGCCACAGACAUAUGGGUUUGUACGGCGCGAGCAUCAUCGGCUCGACCAUUGGCCAGCCAGGCUGGUAUUCCUACUUCAAUCUCCCCGCGGCAGGCGAGGAAGGGUACGCGAGUAUCACGACGCCAGCCAUUGCGACGGCCAAUGGCCUCUUCUCCGCCGGGGGCGCCGUCGCAUCCCUCAUCGUCAUGUGGGCGUCUGACUACUUUGGCCGCGUGCGCUCUAUCCAGAUCGCCUGUGUCCUGGGUGUCCUUGGCGGCGCGCUGCAGAGCGCUGCGCAGAAUCUCGACAUGUUCCAGGCCGGACGCUUCAUCAUGGGCAUGUGCGUCGGUGCCAUGUCCUGCGUCGUGCCCAUGUAUCUGUCCGAGAUGUCCUCUCCUCGGUUCCGGGGCUGGCUCGUCGGCCAUCACGCCAUCUUCCUCGUUUUUGGCUACAUGCUGAGCUCGUGGACUGGCUUCGGCAUCUUCUUCGCGAGCAACCUCGAGCUGGGAUGGCGUCUGCCCCUCGCGAUCCAGUGCGUGCCGCCCUUGAUUCUCCUCGCCGGUAGCCCCAAGGUCCCCCGCUCGCCCCGAUGGCUGGUCUCGCAGGGUCUUAAGGAGGAGGCGUGGGUGGUGCUGCAGAGGUUGCGCCAGUCGCCCGACGAUCCCGAGGACCUGUUUGCCAAGGAAGAGCUCUACCAGAUCCAGGAGCAGCUGCGACUCGAUGCCGACAAGCUGGCUGCCUACGGUAGUCCCUGGAAGGCCGUUAUCCAGAAGCCGAGCUACCGCAAGAGGAUGAUCAUUGGGUCCCUUACGCAGUGGGGUGCCGAGUUUGGUGGCCCGCUCGUCAUUAACAACUACGCAGUUCUUCUCUACACCGGCCUCGGUCAGACGGGGUAUAUGCCACUGCUUCUCUCCGCUCUGUGGCUCACGACAGCCGGUGUCAUCUACAACCCCCUGGGCGCCUGGCUUCACGACAAGGUCAACUCGCGCCGUCUCAUGUAUAUCAUUGGCUUCUGCGGCAUUGUCGUGACCACGUCCGUCAUGUCGGCCAUGAUCGCACGAUUUGGCGGCACCGACAACAAGGCAGGCAAUGCGGUCGGUGUUCUGUUCAUGUUCUUGUACCUGGCGUUCCAGGGCACUUUCUGCAACACGACCAUGUACCUCUACAUCAGCGAGAUCUUCCCGACGGAGAUUAGGUCCAUCGGCAUCGGAUUCUCUCUAUUCGGCCAGUACGCAUCAACCAUCAUCCUGCUACAGACGGCGCCCAUUGCCUUCGAGUCGGUCGGCUGGAAGUUCUUCCUGGUGAUCAUCUGCUGGAGCGUCGUCUUCGUCCCCAUCAUCUACUUCUUUUGGCCCGAGACGGCGCGCCUGACGCUGGAGGAAAUUGGCCAGCAGUUUGGCGACGAGGUGGCCGUGCAGCUGACCAACCUCGGAGACGAGGAGAAGACGGCGCUGGACCAGAAGAUUCUCGGACAGGACAGCAAGCAGCCCGGCCCCGAGGUGGUGAGUGCGCCCGCGUCGGAGAGUGAUGGUCGCAAGGGCCCUCAGUGAGGGCGAUUAGGACCAUGGCAUCGAGGGGAAUCAAGAGCGCAGAAGUGUUCCAUUCUCCCUUGUACUCCGUAGGUCGAAUAUGGAGGUAGAUUACAUCAU
Messenger RNA from Emericellopsis atlantica, 1740 nucleotides. RefSeq lists its product as uncharacterized. Gene Ontology annotation, cellular component: membrane. The record is from RefSeq and is a predicted model, not a curated record. Gene Ontology annotation, biological process: carbohydrate transport; transmembrane transport. Gene Ontology annotation, molecular function: carbohydrate:proton symporter activity. The transcript is spliced from 9 exons. Lineage: Eukaryota; Fungi; Ascomycota; Sordariomycetes; Hypocreales; Bionectriaceae. Bases 1 to 1641 code for a protein of 546 amino acids.